This is a messenger RNA of Chilo suppressalis (striped riceborer), 6206 nucleotides long. The record is from the annotation of a GenBank genome assembly. NCBI's taxonomy places the organism in Eukaryota, Metazoa, Arthropoda, Insecta, Lepidoptera, Crambidae.
CAAAAUAUAAUUUGGAUGUUGUUUCCUGUUUGCUAGCCCAUAAAAUUAUAUAUUUGAAAUUCAAGGCCUUUUUGACGAGUAGACGAAUACUUAAUAUAAUUCGUCUACUGAAACAAACAAAAUACCUACUACCAGACGGCGCUGCGCCUCGAAAACGGGCUCGAUAGUUAGUUUACCAUCGCAUUCACGUGGCUCUGCUUCGGCAGUUUCCUCGGCAACGGUUGCGGGUUAAAGUGGGACUCGCAAUGCGCAGCCGCCACCGCUAGGGCGGCGCGCAGGGCGCCUGCCGCCCGCCCAGCUAGUCGCGGCGAAACCUGCCGCCCGCGCGAACGAUGCGCCACGCCGCGUCCCGCGAUCGAUAACCAAAUAACCUAAACAAAUAAAAAGGAACACCAUUCCAACACAAAAAUAAGAACAAAAUCCCUAUAACCACGUCGUGCACCGAACGUUCCAAAUUCCGUUGAAGACUGAGAAAUGUGCGCCAUUGCAAUACGUUGUGUUCGUGAAGUGAUAAGUGUGUAGUAAAUGUGAAAGGAGCAUAAUGACGUCACUGAAGCAUGGAGUCAAUUUGAGCAGGAGAGCGUGCAGGCGGGCCCUUGCACUGGUCAUCCUCGCACUGCUUAAUAUCGCACAAGCUAACCCUAUUGACAGCACCACGAAACAGAGUCCGUCCAUAACAGUCGAUGGGAGCUCCACGUACCCGGGGCUCGGCUUCGGGCCCAUGGGUCCCGUGGCCCCGCUUCCCGACGAGCCCCUGGGUACCCAGAUGCGGCAGAACCAGGAGACAACCACCGACGCAGACCUACAGGCGACCGCCAAGACAAAGAAGGAGAGGACCUUCGUCAUCGCCGCCUUCGAGUUCCAUAGAGUGGAGACCCCUUUCCUGAUAGGCCUUUGGAUAUUUUUCGCCAGCCUCGCGAAAAUAGGAUUCCACAUGGCGCCAAAAUUAUCGAGGAUGUUUCCGGAGUCGUGUCUGCUGAUAUUUGUCGGAGUGCUGAUUGGGGCGCUCCUCCUAAGUACACACAGUGUACACGUGCAGCCGCUGACACCGGACACGUUCUUCUUGUACAUGCUGCCGCCAAUUAUCCUAGAUGCGGGCUACUUCAUGCCAAAUAGACUGUUCUUCGAUCAUUUAGGAACCAUUUUAUUAUUUGCAGUCGUCGGGACCGUCUUCAAUACUUUGACUAUUGGAGCAUCAUUAUGGGCGUGUGGUCAAACGGGGAUGUUUGGCUGCAACACGCCCCUGUUAGACAUGCUUCUAUUUGGUGCAUUGAUAUCUGCCGUCGACCCCGUAGCUGUGCUGGCAGUAUUUGAAGAGAUCCACGUAGACGAAAUUCUGUACAUUGUAGUAUUUGGGGAGUCACUCCUGAAUGACGCUGUGACUGUUGUUCUGUAUCACAUGUUUGAAGCUUACACAGAAAUGGGCCCAUCUCGGCUUGUCUACACGGACAUCCUGGCCGGGCUAGCUUCAUUCCUAGUGGUGGCAGUAGGCGGCACCUUCAUCGGCUGCGUAUGGGGCUUCGCCACAGGCCUCGUGACCAGGUUUACGCACGAGGUCCGCGUUAUCGAACCGAUCUUCAUCUUCGUCAUGGCAUACCUGGCUUAUCUGAACGCAGAGAUGUUUCACAUGAGUGGAAUACUAGCUAUAACAUUCUGCGGUAUCACAAUGAAGAAUUACGUAGAAGCGAAUAUUUCGCACAAAUCGCACACCACCAUCAAGUACACAAUGAAGAUGCUAUCGUCUUCUUCGGAGACCAUCAUCUUUAUGUUCCUGGGAGUGGCCACAGUCAACAACAACCACCACUGGAACACUUGGUUUGUCCUGUUGACAAUCGUCUUCUGCUCAACAUUUCGAAUAAUAGGUGUUUACAUAUUUAGUGCUGUAGCUAAUAAAUUUCGUUUGCACAAACUCAACACGGUCGAAAAGUUUGUGAUGUCCUACGGGGGACUUCGAGGUGCAGUAGCGUUUGCAUUGGUGCUAUUAAUAGAUCCUGAAGUGGUAAAGCUUCAGCCUAUGUUCGUCACAACGACGAUAGCGGUGAUUUACUUCACGGUCUUCAUCCAGGGUAUCACGAUCAAGCCCCUGGUGAAGAUCUUGAAUGUAAAGACGGCGGAGAAGAGGAAACCGACAAUGAAUGAAAGAAUACACGAAAGGUUUAUGGACCACUUGAUGGCAGGUAUAGAGGAUAUUUUAGGUAAACAUGGUAAUCAUCAUAUAAGGGAUAAGUUCAAGAGAUUUGAUAAUCGAUUUAUAAGACCGUUUUUGUUAAGGAACUAUCAGGGAGCAGAGCCAAAGAUUUUGGAAACUUAUUCGAAAUUAGCAAUGAAAGAUGCCAUAGAAUAUAUGCAAAGGAAUGCAUCUACUAUUGGAAAUAUAUCCACGGCCGAGUCAAUGUCGGCGAUUUUCAAAAAUUACACUAACGCUAAUUUUAAUGGAAGCCCAAGUUUCAGUCAACUUGAUUCAUCUACAUGGAAUAUAGAUAUGCAAGAACUUGAGUAUAAUCCAUCGAAGAAAGACUUGACUGAUGCAAAAAUUCAUCAUCUUCUUGCUGAAGAAUUGUGUAAACCGUUCCGUCGUCACCGUCGCCUAAGCUACAGUAGGCAUGCAGUGAACGAUCGUGAUUUAGGCAUACAAUUAAACUACAAGACGCACAUGAAUAUACGACGACGUGUUGGUGACAGAAAACACCACCAUAAACGCAGUAAACGAGGGAAGCAGGAAGGCAAAAAUCAUGUCACCUUCCCCGAAUUCCAGCAAAACGGUUCGGCAAAACAGUUCACGCACGAUUAUAUCGACGAAGUACUCCAAGAAGACUGUGACGAAAGGGAGCCGAGACGAGAAGGUGACGACGGCGGUAUAACUUUCACUGCAAAAUCCCUGCCGGGAUACAAAGAAGUCAGUCCAACGUCCUCGCAUAAAGAAAAUAGUAGUUCGCUCUUAAACCAGUUGGCUAACCUGCCCGGAUUCAAUCCUUUGAAAGCAAGAAUAGUAAAGCAAUACGCUAAAACGCCAGAAGAGAUUCUGCCGACAGCUGUUGAGAAAUCUUUACCGUGGAGAAGGGACAGAUCCACGUAUAACUUUGUACCCAAUGACGAUAUUCUAGAAGAGGACGAAAGGAGAAUGUCCGAUGAUAAUGACACAUACAUGACAAUCACCGAACACGGGCGCGUGGCCACUCCCACAGCUACGGAGACGAUGUUGCCAUGGAAACGGGAGGAGGCCGAGGGCGCUGGGGCGCUCAAACAAUCCGAGUUCCCAGCGUGGGCCUCGAACAAGGAGUACCUGGCCUAUAGUUCACCAUCAGCCACGUUUCUGGGUGGUAUAGAAAAGCCAAAACAUCCGAAAUCUAUCAUAGGUCUCUUUCGGAGAGAGAGCUCUAGUUCAACGCAGGGUGCGGGGGAGGCGGUCGCUUCAGACUCGGAGGGGAAAGGGGAGGGUAGUUUGAAGGGGGAGGCAACGCAGCCGAGACAAGGGCCUAGUAUGCUGUCUAAGAGAAGCACUAGCCUUGGGGGACCCUCGGUUCUCCUGAUGGAGGACGUGGCGCAUUCGGACCCACUCGGCGCUUCGACCAGGCCUGCUAGCAUUAUGCAGGGCCCGCAUCGUGGACAGUGUAGAAGAGGAUCCAUGCUAGAGCUCACGGGAUCGUUAUCACGAGACGCCAUAACUGAGGAGAAAUGCAGCAAAUCCCUGCCCGAGAGCGAACGGAUGGGUGUGCGUCGAUUGCCUUUAGGUCAACAGAGCUUACCGCGAGAGCCUUUCAUAAGGCAACUCACCAUGGCAUCUACACUUCUCACCAGUUCAUCCUCCGAUGACUCAUCCGAUGAGAACACCUGAAAACCCCGCCGUGGUGACCCUGAUAGGUUGCCACUUUUAAAAUACCGGACACUAGAAUAGGCCCCAGCCCCAUUUUUAAACCGACUUCCAAAUCAAAUAGAAGGAGGUUAUUUAUUCGACUGCAUUUUAUUACAAAAGGCGCGCUUACACGUACGGAUAAACUGAAACGGUAGACUGAAAUGAUUUGAGUGGAUAACGUGAAAGUUGAAUUGGACAAACACUUUCUAAACAGUGCUGUGAAUUUGUGGUGUAGCUAUAUAAAGAAAAGUAAGAUUUGAUAAUAAAGUGGCUUAACGUACGUUAGUUGAAUAAAUUAAGAUAUUAUUCUAUAUUUUGGCUUACGUUUUAAAGACAUCAUGAUCAAACAAAAUGUAUUGGAUUAAUGGACCUGGAAAAAAUUACUAUGGACGAACAUUUAAAUGGUCUACCUAGAUGACCUGGCUUAUUUGUCGACUUAAAAUAUUUUAUGUAACGUUAGGUAGCGUGUUUUUGAAAAUCUCUGUAUUUCUGCGAGACUAUUUAACAGCUUUAUUUAGGAUUAGAGGACUUUGGUAAAAUUUAUUUUGUAAAUCAAUCAAACUCAAAUAAAUUAUAUUUUUCCCCGUUUUGUACUAAUGUAAUCCAUUAUUUUUAUCUCAUAUAGGUAAAAAUGCUCUUGUAGAAUCUAUAGUAUUUUUUGUUAACUUAUCUAUCACAAAAUGUAUAAAAUUAUCGACUUUAGAUGUGAGGAUUGUUUGUAAAAAGAUUCCUAAAGCUAUCUUUUCAUUACCUAUUCUGUAUGUACAACUAUUUUUCUACUCCUGUAAAUACUGUUUUCUUAAUGCUAUUGCAAGUAAAAUGGGACAAUGAUUUUUUACUUAGAAUAACAUUUACUUAUAGGGAUGAUGACUAACUUUUUUUUAUUGGUCCAUGGGGUAGAUAGUCAAUAAGAAUUGGACCCAUUUUUUGACAUAAUCAAAAAAUUACAGAGUUAUUUUGAUUUGAAAUGUUGCAUGCGGUAACUUGGUAAAUUUUUACUUGGAAGUGACGUCAUUAAACCCCACACCCAAACUUUGACGCGCUUUGUCUGUAGAUUUUUUGGUGGAUUGAGAAAAAAAGUGUCCAUUAUUUUUUAACUGACAGACUAAAUACAGUUUAUUUUACCCCAUCAUCAUCCCUAUUGAUUAUUAUUUCGAAUUAAACCAAUGUUCGAGCACAUUAUGACUGGUAGCAGUGUUUUAAUUCAUUUCAUUUUCACUAAGUCAUAACUGGAUUCUUAAGCAAAUUUUCAAUGUAAGACCUAAAUUCCUUUUCGGUAUACGAACCACGCCAUAGCUAAGUAUAACUUUUCCCAAAAAGGUACCCCGCGGAUUAGAUAAAUAACUUUGUGUAUUGUAUGGGUUACCCAUUAAAACCGACUCUUACGACCGAAGACACUGUGAUGGAAGUUGAUCUCAGUAUAAGUUUUAUGUCAGCUUCUUUCAAAUUAACGACACUGUAUGUAAUAAAACAGGGAGCAAAAAGAAGCCCUUUCUGAGUUUCUUUACGGGUUUUCUCAGUACAAGGUCUCCCGCCGAAGAUUUGCGAACCGAUGCGUGGCGUAGCUUUCGACUUUCACAUGUGCUUGUAGAAGCUUGAACUGAAUAAAUGAAUAUUGAAUUUCAAAAAAUAAUAAUUUCAACUGUAUAUAUUGGAAACGGGAUUUUCAAGAUACGUUGACGUUGAAAUAAGCAUACAUAAGUACUUAUUUGCUAUUACGAUUAUUGUUAGAUAAAGUUUGAUGCCAAUAACUGCAACCCGUCCUAAUGUGUUAUGAUUUUAAAGGCACUUCUUGCCAAUGACAAUACUAUAAAUAUCAAGUGUAGGUUCAAUGUAUAGUCCUGCAAUUACAUUAAUGUAUUAUACUGUACAGCAGAUUUUACUGUACAUUAAUGUAGUUAAAGAAAUUAGGUGUAGGAUAGGUUUGUCUUUGUUGGUGUUUUAUAUUAUAACUAGCUGACCCAGCGAACUUCGUACCGCCCUAAAAAAAUAGGGGUUGUCCAGCGGACAAAAUUGUGAAUCUAAACCAUUCUCAGAUCCCCUUGAACACACACAAAAAAUUUCAUCAAAAUCGGUCCAGUCGUUUAAGAGAAGUUCAGUGACAUACACACUCACAGAAGAAUUAUAUAUAUAAAGAUAUUAAAUUGAACGUCGACGGAGAAUAUUUUGUUCAUAUUUCAACCAAAAACAAGUAUUUUCUUAAAUAGCGCAUUACAACAAUAUCGUUGAGCUCAUUAGGACAGUUAAUUUGGAUUUAUUGCCAAAAUUAUUUAUAUCAUAUUAAUUAUGUAGUUAAUUAUCAAUCAAUCAUGUGAUUUCACUUCAUAAUAGUGUAUAGCAAAGUAUCGUUGAG